AUGGUCGGAGAAAAGCUCAACGUUGCCGUCGCCGGACUCGGCCGCAUGGGCCUGCGACACGCCAGACACUUUGCGACCCUGACGCCAAAGGCUGACCUCAUCGCCGUCAGCUCGCCGGUCCAGGCCGAGCUCGAUGCCGCCGUCGCAGAGUUUGGUCCCCUGCGGACAUACCUCGACUAUGAUGAGAUGUUGCGCAAGGAGUCGACGCUGCAGGCCGUGAUUGUCGCCAGCGCUACCACAGUACACGCCGAGCAAGCCAUUAAGGCUAUCGAGAAGGGCCUCCACGUCCUAUGCGAGAAGCCUCUUAGCACAAGCGUCGAUAUCUCACAAUCCGUCGUUACAGCCUAUGACAAGUCCCUCAUCAAGAACCCCAGCCAAAAGGUCAUCUGCGGUUUCUCACGCCGAUUCGACACAUCCUACCGAGACGCCUUCACACGAGUGGCCCGCGGCGACAUCGGUGCGCCCUCCGUCUUCCGAUCGCAAACCUGCGAUAAGCUCGACCCCUCCGGUUUCUUCGUCGACUACGCCGAGUUCAGCGGUGGCAUCUUUGUCGACUGCUCUAUCCAUGACAUUGACCUGGCGCUUUGGUUCUUUGGCGAAGACAGCAUUGUGAAGAGUGUGUCUGCCAUUGGUAUCACAGCCGUGCAGGAGGGUCUGAGGAAGCACAACGACAGAGACAACGCUGUCGCCGUUGUCGAGUUCUACGGUGGAAAGAUUGCACAGCUCUUCUGUUCACGCAUGAUGGCCGCCGGUCAAGAGGACACGACCGAAAUCUUUGGCACAAGCGGCAAGGUCGCCGUCAACACGCAGCCGCAGCUGAACCUCGUCAACCUCUACGAGCCCACGGGUAUUCGUCGUGAGAUCCCUCCCGACUACUACGGCCGCUUCCGCGAGGCCUUCAUCACCGAGGCCAACGAGUUCACCGCUUGCUGUUUGAACAACACCGAGCCGCCCAUGAAGCUGGUCGGCGCCGUCAAUGCAGUCAAGAUCGGCUGCGCGCUGCAAGAGAGUUUGAUCACCGGCAAGAAGAUUGAUUUUGACGAGUCUGGCAAGCGCAUUGAGAAUGCUAGGUUGUAG
Colletotrichum godetiae is the source of this 1077-nucleotide messenger RNA. Its product is annotated as putative oxidoreductase. Lineage: Eukaryota; Fungi; Ascomycota; Sordariomycetes; Glomerellales; Glomerellaceae. The transcript has 4 exons. Gene Ontology annotation, molecular function: oxidoreductase activity; nucleotide binding. The coding region runs from base 1 to 1077 and encodes 358 amino acids. Gene Ontology annotation, biological process: NADPH regeneration. Gene Ontology annotation, cellular component: cytoplasm. The record is from RefSeq and is a predicted model, not a curated record.